Hirundo rustica (Barn swallow) is the source of this 2714-nucleotide messenger RNA. It is a transcript of the gene CFAP58, whose product is annotated as cilia and flagella associated protein 58. The record is from RefSeq and is a predicted model, not a curated record. NCBI's taxonomy places the organism in Eukaryota, Metazoa, Chordata, Aves, Passeriformes, Hirundinidae. The coding region runs from base 96 to 2714 and encodes 872 amino acids. The transcript is spliced from 18 exons. Gene Ontology annotation, cellular component: cytoskeleton.
UGGUACCGCCCCGGUACCGCCACCGCCCCUGCUCCCGGCACCGUCACUGACACCGACCCUCUGCACCGAGCCCGCCGCCUCCCCCCGACGGCAGCAUGGCUGAGGAAAAUUCUGACAAACCAUAUCUAGAAGAAAGUGCCUUUGAAGCACUGGAAAAAGACUCCCAAGAAUUCAUCAGUUUACUGAGCAGAGAUGAAGCUCUGGAAAAAUUCCGUGUCGAAUAUGAGAAGCUCCUUGCUAUUAUGAAGGAGUCCCGUGAAAAUGAAAAGCAUCUCAUGGAGAAAUGCAGGAAGCUGAGUGUUGAGCUUGUGGAGAAGUCAUCUAAAGUAGCUGUGCUCACCAAACUCACUCAUGAUGAUGGGGAAACUAUAUCAUCAUUGAAGUCGGAGCUUGAAAAGGCCUGGAAAAUGGUGGAUAAAGCCUAUGAACGGGAACAGAAAACUAAGGAAACGAUUGAUUCACUGAAAAAGGAAAUUUCACACCUAAAUAAUUUAAUGAAGGAAAGAGCUGGACAGGAGUACAAUGUUGAGGAUUUGCUAAGAUUUCAAGAAGAGGUGACAGAGGAGCGAGACCAACUGUUAUCAGAAGUUGUGCAGUUACGUCAAAGUCUCACUGAAAUCACAGAGCAGCAGCAGGAAACAGAAAAGGCAAAAAAUGAGGCAGAGCAAGCUGUUUUGCAGCUUCAGCAAGACAUCCAGCUGCGUCAAAACGAGGAAUUACGAGAGGUACGAAAGAAGGAAAAAAUGGAGACUGAGCUGAAAAAUCUUUUAGCUGAAAUGGACAACAAGCAAGCUGAGAUCCAGAAGUUACAGCAACAAAUAGAGAAAGACAAAGAGGAACAACUGAAUAUAGAAAAUAAUCUUAGAGAGCAGAAGAUCUUGAAUGAAAAAGUUGGUAAGGAACUUGAGCAAUUGAAGAUGAAAUAUCAAAAGCUCACAGAAGAGACUGAGCAGCAGAGUGCAAUGAUUGAUGAUGUGAUGAAGGACAUUGGUCAGAAGACAGCACAGCUGAAAGAGAAGGAGGAUGAAGCGGCUCAGAUGCGCCAUGAAAUUUCAAAGCUGAGCAAAAUAAGAGAUGUUCUCCAGAAUAAGCUGCGUACUGCAGAGGAACAAAAAGUUGAUGCAGAACAUGAAAAAAGCAUGCUAAAAAAUCAAAUAAUCAGACUGGAGAAAGAGUUAGAGACAGCCAAAAAGCAGGCAGAGACUGACAAGAGAACCAUAGAUGGGCUUGUGAGGGAAAGGGAUAUGCUAAACCAGAACUUGAUCAAGGCUACAAAUGCUACUCAGAAGCAGAUAGAUUUGGUGAAGCUCCAUGAACAAUCAAAACAGAACUUGGAAUCAGAAAUCCAAAAUUAUAAGAUAGAAGCUCAGAAACAAAGGAAGAUUAUUUACCAGUUGGAGAAGGAGAGAGAGAGUUUCAUCAAGGAAACGAGUGAGCUCAAAGAGAAGAUCCUCCAUCACAUGAAAGAUCUUGAAAUGCAUCAAAUACAGAUCUGUGACUAUGAGAAGGAAGUACAAGUGCAAAUGAUGAAAUUAAAACAGCAACAAAACCUUUGUGAAACUCUGAGAACGGAGAGGACCCUGUACAGUAAAAAUCUGAUUGAAGCUAAGGAUGAGAUAGCAGAAAUGAAGAUGAAACUGAAAACUGCCACACGUCAGCUGGAUCAUCUGAAAGAGGAGCUCAAAGAAAAGGAUGUAGCCCUCGAGAAAGCACACGUGGAUUUCCAGCAGUCAGAGGAUGAGAAAGAGUCUUUGAAAACUGAACUGCUUAAGAUGACAAAACAGGCUCAGGAAACCAAAGCCUAUAUUGCAAAUCAGGAGGCAGAAGAGAAAAACCUCCUAAAAAUCAUUGCUGAAGCUGAUGCAGAGAGACAGAAGCAGAAGAAGGAAUUUGACAAGGUGCUCUCUGAGAGACACGCCCUGGGGACCCAGCUUAUCCGUCGCAACGAUGAGGUGGCGCUGCUCUAUGAGAAGAUAAAGAUCCAGCAGGCCAUCUUAAACAGGGGCGAAACCGAGUACAGGCAGAGGAUGGAAGACAUGCGCAUUCUCAAGCUGGAGAUCAAAAAACUUCGGCGUGAGAAGGGAAUACUUGGCAAGAGUGUGGCUAAUGUGAAGGAGCUCAGAUGGGAGUUUAAUCACAUGCAGAAGGAACUGUUAAGGGAACAGACUCGGUGCAAAAUUUUGGAAGAUGAACUGCAGAAGCCCAUGCAAGUUCACAGAUGGAGAAAAUUAGAGGCCAGUGACCCCACUACCUUUGAACUGAUUAUGAAAGUGCAGAGACUACAGAAGCGACUUAUCAGCAAGACAGGUGAAGUGAUAGAGAAAGAAUUUCUCCUUCAGGAAAAGGAGAAGCUGUAUGUGGAACUGAGGCACGUGUUGGCCCGGCAGCCCGGGCCCGAAGCCGUGGAACAGCUGCAGCAGUACCGGAACGUUCUCCGGGAGAAGACAAAGCAGAUCAAAGUUUUGUCCUCAGAACUGAGUAUGUGUGAAACACAGAGCAAAGAAUACAAACAUGAAAUUGAAAGACUUAACAAUGAGCUUCUGGAAGUGAAAAAGAAAUACCUGUCUCAGAAACGGAAGGAACAACAGAAGAAGGAGAAGGAGCGAUCCAGCAUUGAUAUGGGGAUGAAAUUACCACCCCUCAAGACUGCUGUACCUCAGUUCAACAUGGGGGGCUUUCCUUUAAGCAAACCCAUUCCCAAAAUUGCAGUCUAG